AUGGCUGGUCACGAUGCACAGCUAGACUUUUACGGCAGCAAGCUAGCCACAUGCUCGUCGGAUCGCACCGUCAAGGUAUUUGAUGUGCAAAACGGAGAAGCUGUUGGAGCAGGUGAGACUCUUGUUGGACAUGAGGGUCCCGUGUGGCAGGUGGCCUGGGCGCACCCGUCGUUUGGUACUAUCUUGGCGAGUGCCUCGUACGACGGCAAGGUCUUCAUUUGGAAAAACGAGGCAAGCAGCGGUGCGUAUGGUUCCGCUACGGGUUGGACCCGCAUUAAGGACCAUGCCCUGCACUCGGCGUCGGUCAAUUCUAUCGCGUGGGCGCCCCACGAGCUGGGGGCCACACUGGCAUGCGCCUCGACGGACGGCCGUGUGUCUGUACUGACCUUCAACGAGGACGGUUCCUGGUCAGUAGACCUUGUAACCGCGCAUGCCGGGGGUUGCAACGCUGUAUCUUGGAUGCCAGUGCCGGCGUCAGAUGUGCCGGAUGCACCCAUUACCCGUCGGUUCGCUACGGCGGGCUGCGACACUGUCGUCAAGAUCUGGGAAUUCAACGAUGAGCUCAACCGAUACGUGGAGGUCGACCAACUGAAGGAGCAUAAGGACUGGGUCCGUGAUGUGGCCUUCGCGCCGAGCGUCGGACUCGCUCGCACGUACCUAGCAACGGCGUCACAGGACCGCACGGUGCUCGUGUGGACACAAAGCGGUGUGCAUGAGCCAUGGAAGUGCACGCCGCUUCUCCCAAGCCAGAAGCCUGAAGACCGUUCCAAGUUCCCCGACACGGUCUGGCGCGUGAGCUGGAGCCUGAGCGGCAACGUACUGGCCGUCAGCUGCGGCGACGGCAAGGUGUCGCUUUGGAAGGAAAACCUGAAGGGUGCAUGGGAAUGUAUCAGCGAGUACGUCUAG
Malassezia sympodialis ATCC 42132 is the source of this 906-nucleotide messenger RNA. RefSeq lists its product as uncharacterized. The coding region runs from base 1 to 906 and encodes 301 amino acids. NCBI's taxonomy places the organism in Eukaryota, Fungi, Basidiomycota, Malasseziomycetes, Malasseziales, Malasseziaceae. Gene Ontology annotation, biological process: COPII-coated vesicle budding; positive regulation of TOR signaling; protein import into nucleus. Gene Ontology annotation, molecular function: structural molecule activity; protein binding. Gene Ontology annotation, cellular component: COPII vesicle coat; nuclear pore outer ring. The transcript has 2 exons. The record is from RefSeq and is a predicted model, not a curated record.